Messenger RNA from Schistosoma intercalatum, 1320 nucleotides. The record is from the annotation of a GenBank genome assembly. NCBI's taxonomy places the organism in Eukaryota, Metazoa, Platyhelminthes, Trematoda, Strigeidida, Schistosomatidae.
AUGGCUAAAGUUAUCGUUCUCUAUGGUAAAAUACCGGAUGUUUACGCUCAGUCGAAAUAUGUACAACCACCCUCAUUAACUCUUUCCUCGAUAUCACCUAUAAUAUUUUGUAACUGUUUAUUCUGGCAUAAUACAUCUAGUAAUGAAUUAUACGGUCGUGUUACCCGUGAACUUUCGCGUGCUUUAUGCAAUUGGAUUGAUGGCGGUUAUACCUCUAAUAAUUCUACAGAAACUUGUAUGAAAUUAUCAAAUCCUAAUGUACCAAUAAUUGUUAAAAGUGAGCUAUCAAAAUAUACAGAUGAUGAAAAGUCGGAUGAAACGAAACUAUGUAAAUAUGAAAGUGAUCGUUUAACCAAUUCACUUACAAAUACAACAUUGACUGCGAUUACCACUACUACUAGUCAUAAUAAUAGUAGUAGUAUUAAUACUACAACUGGUAAUUCCAAUACUAAUAAUAAUAACAAUGGACCUAGUUUAGGCAGUGCUAUACAUUCAAUGAAUACAUUAUAUGGUAUAAUUGUUGCAUUAGCUGAAUUCGGUGCACAAUGUUUACGAAUGAUGGUAUUUCCAUUAUUGUCUUCUUUAUGUCACCGUUUAACUAAAUUAACAGAAUCAAAUCUUACGUUAAAUGAAUUAAAUGAAUUGAAUACUUCAGGAAGUAAUGAUUUAAAGCCUACACAACAACAACAACAUCCAGUGCUUUCGUUAAGUUUAGGCGUAAAACUUUUACCAGUUGAUCAACGUUCAUUUGAUUUUCUUAAAGUUAUGAUGACGAAUCGUAUUGCUCCCUUACUCCAUGAUUGGCGUAUACGUCAAGGAUUUGGUGUUACAUUGGAAGAUUAUCGCGCCUCCUAUGAAUGUAUGGCUGAAUGCCUCUUUGUUAUGAAUCAAAGCAAUACUAAUACUAUUACCAACACUAAUACUACUACUAAUAUUAAUAGUAAUAGUUUAAAUACUAACAUAAUAUCAAUUAACAGUACUACUACUAAUACUGCUGCCACCACUACUAAUACUAAUACUAAUACUUCAUCUACUCAACUUGUUGUCAGCAAUCCAGUUCACAAUCCAACAACUAGUAAUGGGACUGUCAUGAUCAGUAGUAUUAGUAGUAGUGCUCCAGUGAAUAAUCCUACUGUUUCAACUAUUACCAGUAAUAAUAAUAAUAAUGUUGACCUUUCUACAUCAACCAGUAUUAUUGUUACCAGUAAUAUAACAACUUCCAAUGUGAAUAUUUCUAAUAAUUAACAAAAUUAUACAAACUAAACAUGUAAUUAUCACUAUAGACAAUGUUUAUAUUUUUCCUACACUUUGUUAUUGUUG